AUGAAUAAUUCAAUAGCUGGUCUUACAGGUUCAUCGUUUCGUACAAUAUUAAUUGUAAUAGCUCUUUAUUCAAUGUCUAAUGUUAUUCCAGUAAUAGAAGGUCGCUUUCUUUGGGAUUUAAGUUUGUAUUGUAUUGAUUAUUGCUCACGUAACAACGGUCAAAUGGCUCAAAUGGGCGUUUGUUCAUGUCAUCGAAUUGCAUCUUACAGUCGUCGAACAACAAAUAAUAAUCUUGAAAAAGAAGGUCAGCCCGAUUCUCCAUAUUAUAUUUAUCAACAACCCAAUUAA
Molecule: messenger RNA, 288 nt
Organism: Rotaria sp. Silwood2
Lineage: Eukaryota; Metazoa; Rotifera; Eurotatoria; Philodinida; Philodinidae
Source: the annotation of a GenBank genome assembly